AUGGACGGAAUUCAGUUGCGCGAUGAGGCCGCGCAGGAUCGCGUGCGUGCUGCCACAGAGUUUCUUGAUCCUAGUGAUGCCCGAGCACGCAGCUACCGAGCCGAUAUUGUGGUGAUGCUCAAUCGGGGCCUGCGACGUCUUACUGUCAGCAUCGAUGAGAUCCGAGCUCACAACCGUGAACUAGCCGAUGGACUCCUAACAUCCCCAUUCGAUUACUCGCAAGCCUUUGACCGGGCAUUAAAAGAUGUCGUCAAGACUCUACCCAAUCGCUCCGAAAAGGAGAAGUCGGAAGAGACGGGCUACUAUUGUGCCUAUAUCGGAGCCUUCGGAGAAUUCUCUUGCAAUCCCCGUACUCUUGGAUCCAACCAACUGAACCGCAUGGUUUCCCUUGAGGGUAUUGUUACAAAAUGUUCCCUCGUUCGACCCAAGAUCAUCCAGAGUGUUCAUUACAGCGAGAAGAAGGACCGCUUCUUGGCCAGAAAGUACCGUGAUCAGACUAUGACCGCUAGUGGUGCUACUAGCUUGAAUGUUUAUCCCCAGGAAGAUGAAGAGAAGAAUCCGCUCAUCACCGAGUACGGUUACUCGACAUACAUGGACCACCAGUCGAUUUCGAUCCAAGAAAUGCCCGAACGAGCCCCUGCAGGUCAGCUGCCCCGAAGCGUCGACGUUAUUCUGGAUGACGACCUGGUCGAUAAAGCCAAGCCCGGAGACAGAAUUCAACUUGUCGGCAUUUACCGCACCCUUGGAAACCGAAAUGCAAGCUCUGGCUCAUCGACUUUUCGUACAAUUAUCAUGGCCAACAACAUCAUUCAACUCUCGUCGAAGAGUGGAGGUGGAAUUGCUCAGGCCACUAUCACCGAUACCGAUAUUCGAAACAUCAAUAAGAUUGCCAAGAAGAAGAACGUCUUUGAAUUGCUGUCCCAGUCACUUGCACCCAGUAUUCACGGACACGACUACAUCAAAAAGGCCAUUCUAUUGAUGCUUCUCGGCGGUAUGGAGAAGAACUUGGAUAACGGCACCCAUCUUCGUGGUGAUAUCAACAUUCUUAUGGUUGGUGAUCCUUCAACCGCCAAGUCUCAGCUUCUUCGUUUCGUGUUGAACACUGCUCCUCUCGCCAUUGCUACAACUGGUCGUGGCUCUUCGGGUGUAGGUUUGACAGCCGCGGUCACUUCUGAUAAAGAAACUGGUGAACGUCGCUUGGAGGCCGGUGCCAUGGUUCUGGGUGAUCGUGGUGUCGUCUGUAUUGAUGAAUUCGACAAAAUGAGUGACGUUGAUCGUGUUGCAAUCCACGAAGUCAUGGAACAGCAGACGGUCACCAUUGCUAAGGCUGGUAUCCACACCAGCUUGAAUGCUCGAUGCAGUGUUCUGGCUGCUGCCAAUCCUGUGUAUGGCCAAUAUGACCCGCACAAGGACCCGCACAAGAACAUCGCUUUGCCCGACUCUCUUCUUUCCCGUUUCGAUUUGCUCUUCGUCGUGACCGAUGAUAUCGAGGAUGCGAAGGACCGCACCGUGUCUGAGCAUGUACUCCGUAUGCAUCGCUACCGCCAGCCUGGAACGGAAGAGGGCGCCCCCGUUCGCGAGCAGCUUAACCAGACUUUGGGAGUCGGUAUUGAGGACCGCGCAGAUGCGAACCAACCAACCGAGGUUUUCGAGAAAUUUAAUGUCAUGCUUCACGGUGGCAUGGUGAACGCAGGCCGCAACCGUAACAAGAAUGUUGAGAUCAUCAGCAUUCCUUUCAUCAAGAAGUACAUCCAGUACGCCAAGUCGCGUGUCAAGCCUGUCUUGAGUAAGGGUGCGGCUGACCACAUCAUCGCCGCAUAUUCUGCUCUGCGAAACGACGACUUGGCCAGUACCCAGCGGCGCACCUCGCCCAUCACUCCGCGUACCCUUGAGACUCUGAUCCGUCUGUCCACCGCCCAUGCCAAAGCUCGUCUAUCGAACCGAGUUGAUGAGAAGGAUGCCAAACAUGCCGAAGCUAUUCUUCGAUUCGCUAUGUUCAAGGAAGUCCUGGAGGAUGGCCGUCGCAAGAGGCGCAAGGUGACCACAUUCGAUGAGGACUCUGAUGAUGAGAGCGAUCCCGACCUCGACGACGACGAUGACGAAACCCCUUUCCGUGGCACAUCCACUGCUACCCCCAGUCGGGGCACGGCACGAACUCGUGCUGCUGCCAGCUCUACUGUUCCAGACGAUGACCCAGACAGCCUCUACACAUCCAGUCCGCGGGCUCAGCGCACGCGGUCCAGCCAAGCAGCCCGAACCCAGACCCAGUCAGAGUCCCAGAUGUCCGUGGCAUCAUCACAGCCAGCAUCGCAGCUUGUUCAGUCACAGACCGAUGACUCGCAGUCGACGUCUUCCUCGGUUCAGCCGAUCACAGAAGCCCGCAUGCUCCUCUUCGGCAAGACUCUAGGUUCUCUGAUGGGCACCAAGCUUUUCGUUGAUGCUGACAUGGUCAAUGUCGACGAGCUGAUUGAAGCUGUCAACACUUCCAUCCGCUCAUCGCCGAGUCAUGGCGCUGCCCACGUCUUCUCGCGGCCCGAAGCUUUCAAGGCCUUGGAGGAAAUGAACAGGCAGAACCGUUUGAUGUUCCUCGAGGGCGACGACAACGUCUACCGUAUUUAA
Penicillium macrosclerotiorum is the source of this 2619-nucleotide messenger RNA. Its product is annotated as MCM DNA helicase complex subunit MCM3. Bases 1 to 2619 code for a protein of 872 amino acids. Gene Ontology annotation, molecular function: single-stranded DNA helicase activity; ATP hydrolysis activity; single-stranded DNA binding. The record is from RefSeq and is a predicted model, not a curated record. Lineage: Eukaryota; Fungi; Ascomycota; Eurotiomycetes; Eurotiales; Aspergillaceae. Gene Ontology annotation, biological process: DNA replication; DNA strand elongation involved in DNA replication; mitotic DNA replication initiation. Gene Ontology annotation, cellular component: nucleus; MCM complex. The transcript has 8 exons.